ACAAGAUGGCGUACACCGUGCGACGCUACUUUUGACGUUCGUAAGUGAGUUUUUUGGAUAAACGAUAAUAACUAAUGAAGCAUUUUGGGCCGUAUUAAUUUCGGCCCAUUUUCGAUAAAUUUAAUACGGAUAAUGCGGUUGUUAGUGUUUAUAAAGUACCUCAAUCGACAACCAAUCAGAAUUUCGAUAAUAAGAAACGUAAAUCGUACGCGGGGCACGAGGACCCGCUAUUGGCUAGCUUACGAGAGACGAUGAUGGCUCCGUGAUGGGAGAACAUGGCUGCGACGCAAGCGGAGAGCCAACAAAACGAUGUAAAGUUGAACGAUACUGUGAAAUGCACCCAGAAAAGAGCACAACUUAGUGGUAAUAGUUCAAGUGUUAGUGCAAAACAACAGCUGGAUCAGGAGCCGGCCGAUAAGGUAACCCGGGGCGCGGCCCAGCUGCUCAAGUAUGUGAAUCGCGGGGACGGCGACUCAGGUUUCGAGAUGAGUCAAUAUCGUGAGGACAUUAGUGGACAUACCACUGGUGAAGUAAAGUCACCCCGGGAGGUAAUACAAAAUCCCCAGGAAUCAAGUGGUAAACCAGAACCCCACGAGGCACCUGGUCAUCCCGGGCACCCGGGUCAUCCCUACAUUGGGCCCAACGUGCCGCGAGAUUAUUCUGAUGAGUAUGCUGUUAAACCUACAGAUUAUCCAGGUAAACCAUCUAACGAGUAUCCUGGAAAACAAUUGGAUUAUCAUUCAAAACCACCGCUCAAUGAGAGCGAACGGUCGCACCAUUCGGAUAUGGAGGAUCAUUACUCGACUUCUAAAAUAGAGCCACGGCUUGCUCACAUUGGACCUGGUCCUGGUGGUUUUCCUGGCCAACCAAGAUUUCUUUCUGGGCAAAGUAUAUCACAGGCCACUGGGCCUACUCCUACACUAAAUCAACUGCUUCAAGCAACAACAGUGCACAGGUUUCAUGCUAAUUACCCAGGGAUUGGACCAGAAUCUUAUCAACAACCCUGGCCAAUGCAGAGACCACCAGUUGUGCCACCUGUGUAUCCACAGCCUGGACAGAGACCUUCUCAAACAGGAUCUCCGAGGUUACAUCCAGGACCUGGUGGUCCCAGUUCACCAACUCCAAUGCCAUAUCAACCGUAUACGGCACGUUAUCCAUCACCAGCACGAUCUCAUUCACCUUAUGGACACCAUCAAAUAAACUCGUAUGCCGCGCAAGCAGGUCACCCUCCAACUCUGUAUCCAGAGCAACGUGGUGGAUGGAAUCAAGCAGGACCGCCUAAUGCACCACCUCCACCGCCUAAUCAGGCAAACUCUUCGAGUCAAUCACCACAAAGAACACUUUCGCAGUCACCUGCACCACCACCUUCUGCCUCACCGCAGCCACAACCGGCUGGACAGCAGCAGAAUUAUCACAAUAUACAACGAUCAACAACUCCAAAUACUCAAGGAAUUGAUUCUGGGGAACUCUCUGGUCAAAAUAGUAAUGACAGUUCGAAUGGACCCGCCGGCCCAGGAACUCCAAAUUCCCAGGGGAUGAGGCCUACCCCUUCACCUACAGGAUCCACGGGUUCUCGGUCAAUGUCCCCCGCCGUUGGCCAACAAAACGUUCAGAUGCCUCCUCGUCCCUCGAGCAGCCAGUCAGAUGGUAGCGGCCCAGCACGAAUGAGUCACUCUCCAAUGGCUACUCAAGGAGGUUAUCAACAGCCUUUAGGGCCGUCGCCGCACAUGCAUGGUUAUAAAUUAAACAGUAGUGGUCCUGGUGUACCAACAGGUCCUGGACCUACUGGAUUAGGUGGCAUGGGACCAAUGGGCAGUGGUAUGGGAUACGCUGCUGGUGGAGGUGGUGCUGGUCAACCUGGUGGUUAUCCAUCACAAGGCCCUGGAGGUUAUCCUCCUCCACGGCCUCAUAUGCAAUUUCCUCAGAAUUAUCCACCACCAACGAAUUCACAGCCACCUCCUAAUAAUCAGUAUCAACCGGCCAGACCGAACAACAUGGUGCAAUAUCCAUCUUAUCCGCAUAAAAUGGGAUUUAAUAGCGUACCACCGGGCAUGCCACCAAGUCCAGGACCUCCUCAAGGUUAUGGAUCAGCAAGUGGUGGAGGUUUAGUACCUCCAAAUGCACCAGGAAUGGGUGGUAGUAUUGGCAAUAUGGGUCCACCGACAAGUUCAAUGGGUCCACCACCACCUUCACCAAAUCAUAUUGGGAAUCAACCGGGUCCACCACCACCGCCACCACCACCACCUGGACCACCAAGCGGACCUAUGGGUCAUCCACACCCACCCGCAGCUACACCACCACUUAACCACGAGGGUAGUCCAAUGCCACCACCAAGUACGACUCCUAAUUCACAUCCGGCGCCAGCGCCCACGCCCACCAGUCAGAGUUCGGCCGAUCUCGCGGCUGAAACUUCAAAUGAUAGUGGGAUAACUACUACAGCAUCAGGUACCACAGCAAUCAACGUGACAUCAACAUCGAGUGGUACCGUUACAUCAGUCAUUACGACCGGCCCGGAUGGCACAUCAAUCGAUGAGGGCUCUCAGCAAUCUACGCUCUCAAACGCUUCAGCAGCAUCCGGUGAGGAUCCAGCGUUUACGCCAAAGACCCGUAAGGAAAUUUUUAAUGCCUACCACAGUCAUCCAACAACACCGCAAAGCACCGUGCCAUCGCCCGGAGCCGCCAGCAUCAAUUCUGUCCAUGAAGAGUACCCGGAUAUUAACAGUCCCAGCUGGCCUCGCACACCCGCCAGUCCCGUGUUUAACAGCCAUGUGCCUCAAGACCCGUACAGAUCUAAGAAACCCGACAGUUUGGCGAAGCUAUAUGAAAUGGAUGAUUCGAUAGAGCGAAGAAACUGGUUAGAUAAACUAGUGGCAUUCAUGGAAGAGAGAAGAACACCGAUAACAAGCUGUCCUACCAUCUCCAAGAACCCCCUCGAUCUAUUUCGUCUUUACCUCUACGUGAAGGAAAGGGGGGGCUUCGUGGAGGUAUGCAAGGUUACGAAAAACAAAACGUGGAAGGAUAUAGCAGGUUUACUUGGAAUUGGUGCAAGCAGUAGUGCAGCUUACACGUUGCGUAAACACUACACGAAACAUCUACUUCAUUUUGAAUGUCACUUUGAUCGUGGUGGAGUAGAUCCACAGCCAAUUAUCAAUCAAGUUGAAGCAGGUUCAAAGAAAAAAGGUGCUAAAAGCACGGCAUCUGUACCAUCACCAGGCUCGUCUAAUUCCCAAGACUCUUUCCCUGCAGCUGGAUCGAGUAGUGCAUCAAUGGAUGGCUACGGUAAUUAUCAAGGCAAUUAUCAGGGUGGCAAUCAAGGUGGUCCACCAUCUGAGUACACACCUCCGCCACCCAGGCCACCAAGCCAAAGCAGCGCGCCUUCACCUCAUCAAGGGAUGCAACAGGGAAAUUAUCAGAGUGCGGGAUCGUAUCAGAAUUAUCCUCAAGACCAAUAUAUACGACCACAAGCUCCUUCGAUGGGUCAACAGGGGGAGUUUAAUCAACCAUACACACCGCGCUCGCAUUAUCCUCCGUACGUGCCGGAUGCUGACAGGGGCUACCCCGGCGGUAACAUUCCACCUAAUAGUGCUGGGGGUCAAGACAUGUAUAAUAGAUAUAGUGGAGGACAACAACCAACGGGUUAUCCAGCUGGAUCAACUCCUGUUGGCAGAAGUAGCAGUUACCCCGCCUCAACACCAAGUCAUGGUGUUAAUGCCCCACAACCACCAUCCACAAGUCAGACCUCUUCACCUUCUCAGUCACCUGUCAAUCCAACUUACUCGUGUCCACAGGAUUAUUAUAGACAGGAGCAGGGUGGAUAUGGAGCACCUGCUGGAAGCCAAAUGUACCCCGCUGGCGGAGCAACGAACAAAAAUAUGCCACCACCACCUCCGGGUCCAACGCAACCUAGACGUCAUCCCGACUUUGCCAAAGAUCAGCAGUAUCCUCAAUAUAACCAGCCGCGGCCUCCUUAUCCGGGAUGGCCAGGCGCAACUAAUCAGUAUAAUCCCGGCAGUACGAACAACAGGGUACCUUAUCCAAAUCAACAACCUCCCCCGCAAUCACCACAACAGCCACAACCACCACCUACGCAACCUCCAACCGUUUCAGCAAAUACGGUCAGUCCAGUUGUUGUUGGUAAUAUAACCAACAAUACUCCACAAUGGGCUAGUCAACAACCAGCUAGACCAUCUUCUCAGCCAAGUAUAAAUGCUAUUCCUCAUGCUCCACCACCAUGGGACAAUCGUUAUUCACAUCAACCCUCUUCUCUUUACCCAUCACCUGGCUCGCAUCAGGUGAGGGCUACGUUACUGAGUCAAUUAAGUAUGAAUCCAAUGAUUAACCAACAGCCGACACCUAAAAGAGAAAUGACAUUCCCACCUGACAGCGUGGAAGCUGUUACACCAUUAUUGUACAAGAGACGUAAACUCACGCGUGCUGAUGUCGCACCCGUUGAAGCUUGGCGAAUUAUGAUGGCAUUGCGGUCUGGACUGCUUGCCGAGAGCUGUUGGGCUCUCGAUGUACUCAAUAUACUUCUAUUUGACGAUAGCUCAGUGAGUUACUUUGGUUUGACGAAUCUUCCUGGAUUAUUGGAUGUAUUACUGGAGCAUUUUUCACGUUCUCUUUCUGAUAUGUUUGAUUCAUCAACAACUGAAGAAGAUCGUUGUGGUUUUGAUAAAAAUGCUGAUAGUCCUGAGGUUGAUCUUGGUGCAGUAUCACGUCCAAUUGAUGCUGAAGAUCGUACAAAGUUACUUACUACCUCUAAUUAUACCUUCCUAUCUCGACGUGGUCGACCAGUUAAAAUGGUGCCUCGUGAUGAUGAUAUAUUUGUAUUAGAUACUCGUCGACCGUGGGAUCAUACAGACGUUGAACCAGAGGGUGAACCCUGGCAAGUUGAUCCAAAUGAUACAAAAUAUAUUAUAACGUGUUUUCAAUCUGAAAUAGGUAUGGCACCAUUUGCAAGGCAUUUAAGAGAUGAAAAACCACCACUUUUACAAAAAGAAGUUGAACAUACGGAGAUUAAAGAGGAAAGUAAAUUAGAUGCGUUACCGGAAAUUUUAGAAUGCCACAAUAAACCUGUUGAAACUACUGAUAAGUUAAGGGAAAAUGGUGAACGUAAACACCAAACGGAAAAAAAGAAAAAAACGAAAACGUUAAGUGAUGUUCUUUCGAGGAUAAAAAAGGAACCAGUGGAGAUGAAUGAUCUGACAAGAGAACUUUUUGAAAAAAAGAAUGAUGGUACCAAAAGAGAUUGUGAUCCUGAGAGUAAGCCAAACAAUAACAUGAGUGAACAUAUUGUAUUUUCAAAAUCAGAUGAAGACUCGUCUUUUCCUACUCCCAAUGGCCUCAGUGAUUCUGCGAGUACGUUUGACUCAGAAAAACGUGAAAUAAAAGUAGAAGAACCAGAACAAGAAAAUGAGGAUGAUGCAAGUAGGAUAACAACAAUACAAACAACACCUGCUAUUACUACAACAACAACAACAACUACUACUACUACUGCGACAACAACAACUACAACUUCCAGUACUGUAACAGCAGCAACAACAACAACAACUACUACUACUACUACUACUGCAGAAGAAGAGGAAAAUAAAGAGGGACCAAGAUUAAAUGUUCGAGAUCCAGCUGGUACUCUCAAACGAAAACGGAUAAGUGAUUAUGAAGAUGAAAGUUAUUCAAGAGACGAAGCGAGUCUUUAUCUUGUUACCGAGAGUCAAGACAGUCUUGCACGACGUUGUGUUUGUCUCUCAACAAUACUCCGUAAUUUGACUUUUAUUCCUGGAAAUGAAAUUGAAUUUGCUAAAAAUGUAACUUUUCUCAGCAUACUUGGUAAGCUUCUUUUGCUGCAUCAUGAACAUCCAGUGAGAACGCAAAAAACUAGAAAUUAUGAUCGUGAAGAAGAUGCUGAUUUUGCAGACUCUUGUAGUAGUCUUCAAGGCGAGAAUGAAUGGUGGUGGGAUUUUCUUUAUCACAUACGAGAAAAUGUUCUUGUGAUGGCAGCAAAUAUUGCUGGUCAAACAGAUUUAAGUCAACAUCCUGAAGAAAUAUCUCGACCUGUAUUGGAUGGACUUCUUCAUUGGGCUGUAUGUCCUGCAGCACAUGGACAAGAUCCAUUCCCAACGGUAAAUUUUACGAGCUCGCUGUCACCACAAAGAUUAGCCCUUGAGGCAUUAUGUAAACUUUGUGUCACCGAGAGUAAUGUCGAUCUUGUUGUUGCUACACCACCUUACUCCAGACUUCAAAGACUCUGUUCAGUGCUAACGAGGUUGCUUUGUCGAAGUGAAGAACAAGUGUUACGUGAAUUUGGUGUUAAUUUAUUACACUUUUUAUCGGCAGCUGACAGUGGAGUAGCACGAACUAUUGCUCUUCAAACACCUUGCGUUGCACUUCUCGUCGCGUUUAUUGAACAAGCUGAAUCUAGUGCUCUAGGAGUUGCUAAUCAACACGGAUUAGCUGCUCUAAGAGAUAAUCCUGAAUCAAUGGGUACAAGUCUUGAUAUGCUAAGACGUGCAGCUGGUACAUUAUUGAACCUCGCGAGGCAUCCAGAUAAUAGAACAUUAUUACUACAACAUGAAUCGCGUCUUCUAGCACUUGUUAUGAGUCAAAUACUUGAUCAGCAGGUGGCUGCUAUUGUUGCGCGUGUGUUGUUCCAAUGCUCCAGGGCAGCUGAAGAAAUAAAAAACGUGGGCACACUCAAAGAAUCUACUAAAAGUCUCACCUUUAGCGAAAACAAGAAAAAAAAAAAGGAAAUAUCGCAGAAAGAAGUUAGCAUUGACAUUGUAAACAAGAGCAAGAGUGCGUAAUAGUAGAGAUUUAAUAAAAAAAUAUAAUAAUAAUUAUAAAAAAAAAAAUGUAAACGAGAUAUUAAAAAUAAUAGAAAGCGUGUAAGAUCGGCGUGUUGUGCUUAUAUAUAACUAUGGACAAAAAAAAAGCAAAUACGAUUCGAUAAAUGCUGAUUUCAUAAAUAAAAUAUUAGAAAAAUAAAUCCGAAUGGGUGAUAUGUCGUUAACACAUAUGGGUAAUAAUAAUAAUAAUAAUAAUAAUAUUCAUAUUGUUACGCGUUUGUGUGUUGAGAGUCACAAAUAAUUAAAUUUACGCGUUACGCAUAUUAAUGAUGAAGAGAAGGAGGAGGUAAAGGUGAAGAAAAAAAAAUAAAAAUAAAGAAAAAAUAUUAAGGAAAAGGAAUAAAAUAGAUGGGUUAUUUAGAAGGAACUCGCAUCUGUGUAUGUCUAUUCUCGCGUGCUUAAUUGAUUCGUAGAUAAAAGAGCGAGAGUGAAAAAUAAAAGAGAGCAAGAGAAAAUAAAUUAACGCGACGAAUGGAAAUCGGUGUAUAACUAUUGGGGUAUGGGGAAUAAAAUGGUAUUUGUAAAAAAAAUAAAAAUAAAAAAAAAAAAAAAAAAAAAAAAAAAAAUAAAGAAAAAAAUGAAAAAUAAAAAAAAAUAAAUAAAAACAUGAAAACAAGAAAAACAAGACAUAAUUUUUAAAAAAUCAGCUUUGUCAACUUAUGAUAAAAAUUAACAGAAAAAAAAACUAUUCAAGUAAUUCAGGGAAGUUGUAAGCAAAAUGUUUAGUCGUGACUUUUUGUUUUUACUUUGAUUAUAUUUCUUUUAAUUUUUUUCUGUUUCUGUUCCUGUCGUUUUCUCUUUCAAUACUGUUGUUAAUUAAUUAAUUGUAUAAUUCCGUUUGUCUUUGGUUUAUUAUUAUUAUUAUUAUUAUUAUUAUUAUUAUUAUUAUUAUUAUUAUUAUUAUGGUAAUAAUUAUUAUUAUUCUUCUUCUGUAAAAUAGGACUCAUAAUGAUUAUAUUUAAGACACAGAUUUAAAGAGGAAACGAGAAAGUGAAUGAAUGUAUUUGUUUAUGUAUGAAAUAGGGAGAAUGUAAUGAUACAUUUUUAUUAUUGAAUGAAUUUAAAUAAUAAUAAAUAUAAAUAAAUAAAAAAUAGUAGAAAUUUUUUUUGCGAAGAUAAAUAAAGGUAAAAUAAAUAAAAAAUACUAAAUAAUGUAUGAAUGUGUGAAAUAUGUAUGUAGAAAUCUAUAAUGAUAACAAAGAGAAUCAUGUUAUAUUUUUUUUGUCGUAAUUGUUUAAAUAAUUGACUAAAACUAUCAUUUAUAAAUUUUCUUACAUUUUAUUUUAUUUUUAUUUUUUUUUUUUUUGUGAAUUAUACGACAAAAAAAAGUGAAAGACUUUGCGGGCUGUAGAAACUAAAUCUUUGAUACACAAUUAAAUAAUUGUGAACAUAUAAAUAUGAUAGAGAGAUAAAAAUAUUGAAAAAUGAUAAAAACAUAUAAAAUGGGCCAAGUGCUAGCUUUUAUUUGCAUAUUUAAUUGUCAUGAUUGUAUACAUAUAGAUGUACAUUUAUUACAUAUAUGUAUAUAAUUACGUAAAGUAUAUAAACACAUACUUAAAUAUAUAUACAUAUAUAUUAUAUACACAAAUACACAUCUGACGAUCUCUAUCUUAUUAGAAAGUUUGGCCAGCAAUCAAGUACGUAGAUUAGUGUUUUAUUUUUAUUUUUUUUUAAAGUCACACAAUAUAUUACUAUUAUUAUUCAUGUUUUGAUUCAAUGUCAUUAAUUUUUUGCCUCAUUUAAUAACAAUUAUUAAUUACUUUUUUUGUCGUUACAUUCAUAUUUUAAUUUUUCUAAUCAUUGAAUUAUUUACCUGACCCCCUCCGCCUCUUCAUUAUUAUUUAAAUGUUGAGAUGAAUAUUAAUUAAUUUAUCAUUGGGGACAUGUGAUUUAUUUUUUAUUAAAAAAACAAAAAAUACUGCGAGUAGUUAACAACAAAAUAAUAUGGCAAUAUUCGCCCAUAAAUAACGAUCAGUGAAAAAGUAAAUAAUAACACAACACAUACUUUCCCUGAACCUUGGCUUACUCCCCAGCCCCCCCAAAGUAUCCUACUAUAUAGACAUCUUGAUACGUGUAGCUCUUAAAUUAUUUACUUUAGUUCGAGUGGAGAUGCCUGUAAGUGUAAUUUACUAAGACUUUUUGUAAAUAAAUUAUGAAAUAAACUAGAUGUACUUUAUCCAGAA
Messenger RNA from Microplitis demolitor, 9025 nucleotides. It is a transcript of the gene osa, whose product is annotated as trithorax group protein osa. Gene Ontology annotation, molecular function: nucleosome binding; DNA binding. Gene Ontology annotation, cellular component: brahma complex; SWI/SNF complex; nBAF complex. Gene Ontology annotation, biological process: positive regulation of DNA-templated transcription; chromatin remodeling; regulation of transcription by RNA polymerase II. The transcript has 20 exons. NCBI's taxonomy places the organism in Eukaryota, Metazoa, Arthropoda, Insecta, Hymenoptera, Braconidae. The coding region runs from base 276 to 6800 and encodes 2174 amino acids. The record is from RefSeq and is a predicted model, not a curated record.